Pipistrellus kuhlii (Kuhl's pipistrelle) is the source of this 6660-nucleotide messenger RNA. RefSeq names its product lysine demethylase 7A (gene KDM7A). The transcript has 20 exons. The record is from RefSeq and is a predicted model, not a curated record. Lineage: Eukaryota; Metazoa; Chordata; Mammalia; Chiroptera; Vespertilionidae. Gene Ontology annotation, biological process: protein demethylation; regulation of transcription by RNA polymerase II. Gene Ontology annotation, molecular function: transcription coregulator activity; histone demethylase activity. Bases 116 to 2947 code for a protein of 943 amino acids.
UCCCCGGCUGCUGCUCCGGCUGCUGCAGGAGGCGGCGCUGGCUGGCUGGCUGGCGGCGGCGCUCGCUCCAGUCGGCGAGCGGAGCCGCGAGCGAGCGUGUGUGUGUGUUUUAAAGAUGGCCGGAGCGGUGGCGGCGGUGGCCGCGGGAGCAGCAGCAGCGGGAGCCGCCGCGGCAGCCGUGUCGGUGGCGGCUCCGGGCCGGGCCUCGGCGCCCCCGCCGCCCCCGCCGGUGUACUGUGUGUGCCGGCAGCCGUACGACGUGAACCGCUUCAUGAUCGAGUGCGAUAUCUGCAAGGACUGGUUCCACGGCAGCUGUGUUGGAGUAGAAGAACAUCAUGCUGUUGACAUUGACUUGUAUCACUGUCCCAACUGUGCAGUUCUACAUGGAUCCUCCUUGAUGAAAAAGAGAAGAAACUGGCACAGGCACGACUACACCGAAAUUGAUGAUGGUUCCAAACCAGUGCAAGCUGGAACUAGGACUUUUGUGAAGGAAUUACGUUCUCGAGUCUUCCCAAGUGCUGACGAGAUCAUUGUGAAAAUGCAUGGCAGCCAGCUGACACAGAGAUAUCUGGAGAAACAUGGAUUUGAGGUCCCUAUCAUGGUCCCUAAGUUAGAUGACCUAGGACUCAGGCUUCCUGCAGUUACAUUUUCUGUUAUGGAUGUGGAACGUCAUGUAGGUGGUGACAAAGUGAUAGAUGUCAUUGAUGUGGCAAGACAGGCAGACAGCAAAAUGACACUUCACAAUUAUGUUAAAUACUUCAUGAAUCCUAACAGACCAAAAGUGUUAAAUGUGAUCAGCCUUGAAUUUUCAGAUACAAAGAUGUCUGAAUUGGUGGAGGUCCCUGACAUAGCCAGAAAACUUUCCUGGGUGGAAAAUUAUUGGCCAGAUGAUUCAGUCUUUCCCAAGCCAUUUGUUCAGAAAUACUGCUUAAUGGGAGUUCAAGACAGCUACACAGAUUUCCACAUUGAUUUUGGUGGAACUUCAGUUUGGUACCAUGUCCUCUGGGGUGAGAAGAUUUUUUAUUUGAUAAAGCCAACAGAUGAAAAUUUAGCACUCUAUGAGUCUUGGAGUUCAUCUGUGACCCAGAGUGAGGUGUUCUUUGGAGAUAAGGUGGAUAAGUGCUACAAAUGUGUGGUAAAGCAGGGACAUACUUUAUUUGUUCCUACAGGGUGGAUUCAUGCUGUGCUCACUUCUCAGGACUGUAUGGCUUUUGGGGGGAACUUUCUGCACAACCUUAAUAUUGGCAUGCAGCUCAGGUGUUAUGAGAUGGAAAAAAGGCUAAAAACACCAGAUCUUUUCAAAUUCCCUUUCUUUGAAGCCAUAUGUUGGUUUGUAGCCAAAAACUUGCUGGAAACCCUGAAAGAACUGAGAGAAGAUGGUUUCCAGCCUCAGACUUACCUAGUACAGGGCGUGAAAGCACUACAUACUGCUUUAAAAUUGUGGAUGAAAAAAGAACUUGUAUCCGAACAUGCCUUUGAAAUCCCAGACAAUGUUAGACCUGGACAUCUUAUUAAAGAACUUUCUAAAGUAAUUCGAGCAAUAGAGGAGGAAAACAGCAAGCCAGUUAAAUCUCAGGGAAUUCCUACUGUGUGUCCAGCCUCACGAUCCUCAAAUGAAGCAAUUUCCCCAUACCAUUCCCGACGAAGGAUGAGGAAACUUCGAGAUCAUAAUGUCCGAACUCCUUCUAACCUAGACAUCCUAGAGCUUCACACAAGGGAGGUACUCAGAAGAUUAGAGAUGUGUCCUUGGGAAGAGGACAUCUUGAGCUCUAAACUGAAUGGUAAAUUCAAUAAACAUCUCCAGCCAUCUUCUACCGUACCCGAAUGGAGAGCAAAAGAUAAUGAUCUACGAUUACUGCUGACAAAUGGAAGGAUAAUUAAAGACGAAAGACACCCCUUCGCAGAUCAGAGUCUUUAUACAGUAGACAGUGAAAGUGAAGAGGAUAAGGGAAGGACAAAAAAGGCAAAAAUGAAGAUAGAAGAGAAUUCAGGAAUAGAGGCAGUGGAGAAUGAAGAAUCUCAGAAACCCCUUAACAGGUUUUUUACAAGUGUGAAGUCAGAACUCAGGAAUCGAUCAUCAGAAUAUUCUGAUAUUUCUGAUUCGGAAGACUCUGGACCUGAUUGCACUGUGCUGAAAAAUAAUUUUACCACUGAAGAGUCUGAAAGUUCAGGUGAUGAAAAGAAACAAAAAAUAACAUCAAACUUUAAGGAGGAAGCUAAUGUGAUGAGGAACUUUCUUCAAAAGAGCCAGAAAACAUCUAAAAGUGAAAUUGCAGUUAAAAGGGAAUGUCCUACCUCAACGAGCACAGAGGAAGAAGCGAUUCAGGGCAUGCUCUCUAUGGCAGGGUUGCACUAUUCCACAUGUUUACAAAGGCAGGUACAAAGCACAGGCUGCAGCAGUGAAAGAAACUCUCUCCAGGAUCCCAGCAGCUGUCACAGCAGUAACCACGAGGAUAGGCAGCUGUACCGCUAUGAUAAACCAGUGGAAUGUGGAUACCAUGUCAAAACUGAAGAUCAGGAUUUGAGGCGUUCCUCCUGGAAUAAACAAUUUGAUACAACUUCCAGAUUUAAUCUUCAGGAUCCAAGUAGAGGCCAUAAAUACAUAAAAAAGGAAGGUUCAUCAGAAAUCAGUCAAAAGCUACAAAGUAGGAAUUCUGUGGACAGCAGUGGCUCAAGCCCUCAGAAUGGAAAGUACAUGCAGAAUUCAAGCUUGGUUUCAGGGGCAUGCCAGAUAAGUCAUGGCAGUGUAAGCCCAGAAAGGCCAGUUGGUGAAACUUCCUUUUCAGUGCCCCUUCAUCCCACCAAGAGACCUGCAUCAAACCCACCUCCUAUCAGCAACCAGGCAACAAAAGGUAAACGUCCAAAAAAAGGAAUGGCAACAGCCAAACAACGCCUUGGGAAGAUCCUUAAGUUGAACAGAAAUGGCCAUGCACGUUUCUUUGUUUGAUGGAGCUUCUGUUGGAAUCACUCUUCCCUUUGGAGACCAGUCUCGGGGGUGUGGGAGCCUGGAGCUUCCGCCACGCAUGUCCAGUGAAGAACACUGCCUGGAGAACAAAAUGAACCUGAUGCUGCAUUCUCACUGUGCCACACCCACUCAGCAAUAACCAUUUUGGACCUGGUGGGGAGAGGAAGAAGGAGGGUAGAACCUUAAACGGAGACCUUGAACUGAAAAGGGUCUCUUGUCAGGGCUUGAAUUUCAUUUUGUUGUUGGUAGUGUCUUGAUUUAUUUUCAGUGGUAAAGAAUUAUCAAUAAUUUAUUUAACAGAUUUUUUAAAAAGUUAACAGCUUUUAAAUUCUUUUUUUUUUAAAGCUAUUUAUUUGGAAGAUUUCUGGAGAAAUAUCUCACUAAUUUAGAUUUAAGAAUGUGAAGGUUUUUAAAUUAUUUUUGAUAGUGUGUGUGUUACAUGUGGGGAGGAGCCACAGUAACAGUAACUAGUCUGGACUCUUAAAUUUGAUAUUCAGGUUAAAGUCUUAAACAGGGAUUUGAUGCAUUAAUUAUUUUAAAUUAAGAUGUAUAUGGAAAUCAUUUUAUUUUAUAUAUUUCAUGUUUUUUAUAAGCUAUUAGCUUCGCUUUUGCUAACAUCCAAGGUGCAUACUGUUAUCCAGGUUGAUGACCUUAUAUCCCACCUUCCCCCUCUGCACUCCCGACUUUUGUGAUGACACAACAAGACUCUUUGCAGGGAAACACUUUCAUAGCUGAUGUGUUAGACCUACAUAUAAAAGACCCCACAUUUCUCAUUUUGUUUGACAUGGCAUUUCCCCCCUAAAUAUAACAAAGGCUUUUUGCAUUUUCAUUUUUGCUGAUGACCUGGGUUCCAAAGAGAACAGCUUUAAUAUCUUUUUCCUAUUUGUGGAAAAAGUAUUAUAAGUUUGGUUAAAUUGUCAUAUUUCUAGUUUUUCAAAUGCAUUUAUAACUACAGAGGGCCUUCAUACUGCUGAUGUUGGAGGGCAGGACCAAACACCUGCCAUAAAGGUUAUAUUUUAUGAUGCUUUUAUUCUGUGUACCUAAUUUGUUGGGAAAUAAGAUUUGACUUAGUUGUUCAACUCUGCAAAUAAGCCGUAAUAUAAUAGGAUUAUACUAUAUUAAUUGUGUAGAAGCAAGCAUGUAGGAGUAGACCUUUUGCAGGUGUGUGUGUGUGUGUGUGUGUGUGUGUGUUUAGUUUUUUUAUUUCUUAACCUUCUAAAGAAUUAUUUAAGACAUGGGUUUGAAGGAAAAUGGGUGCUUCUUGUAGUUUCUUCCAUCUAUCCUAACUUAGCCAGUGCAUAUUGAGGCUAAGUAUCUGAAUUGAGCUUUAAAGUAAUCAUGUAUCUCUUUUAUGCACAAUUUUUACUAAAUGCCAGCUAAUGAUAGUUAAUAUUUCCCCCUAUUGCUUAAAAAUAAGUAAUUUCAGGGCUGGAGUGGGGUGGAGUGGAGAUAUUUCCAGUGCUGACAGGAGAGCAUUAUACAAGUUCCUACAAAGAAAAUAUAGGCAAAUAAGAUCAAAUUUAUUUUUAUGAAGAAGAAAUAUGGCCAUAUUAUGGAUAUCCUUUUAUUUACUGAGCCAAGGUAGCAGAACUUUUCCUUCUAUACUAAGUAUCAUGUGCAGUGCUAAGAAAAAGAAAUCCAUACCAUCCUCCAUCGUGAUUGCAUUCAAAUGUGUAUUUUCAAAGAGAUAUUUCUUACUCUGUCUUCAUUCCAAUAUAUCAUGGAAUAAAUAUGAAGUAGCUUAUGAAUUAGCCUUUUUGGCCCAAGUGACUGAAUCAAUGUAUGGAUCUUACCAGGUUUCAGGAAGGAUUUUGUGGAAAUACUAAAUGCCUAUAAGUGGCCUACUUAAACUCUACAUGAUGCCAAAACUAGUUAAGAGAUGGGAAUGGUUAGUCAUUUGAUUUAAAAAUUUAAAAAUUUAGGUUUGACUGAUUGUGCCACCUUCCCACACAGUAUAUUACUGUGAUGUUUUGGUUUUCUGUAGAUGUCAUUUUAGUGUUUAUAGAAUAUGUUUUGUUUAAGAAAUAAGAGCUAUCUAUAUUUUUUCAGUUAUGUCAUGAUUUGGGUUCUUUUUUUUUAUGUUCUUUUCACAGCUCCAAGUGUUUUUAAUUACCUGAUUAUUUUUCUUUAACUAUAAAAAUUAAGAUAAAACAAUUUCUUUUUAUGAGUUAAAAUUGUGGCCAGUAUCCACUCUCGGUACUUAGGCUGGUAAAUAGACGGUAUGUGGAACUUUCAAGUGAAGGUACUGUGGAUUCGUUUUUGGCAAUUUUAGCCCAUUAACUGGCCAAGUUAAAAAACAAAACAAAAACUUUCAGCAGGGUAAUAAGUAUAACCACUACACCAGAAUGCAUGUAUCUUCUUCUGAAUGGUGCAGAUUCAGCCUCUGGUCCAGGAACUUUCCUAGUCUUACAGAGUUACUGGCUCUGAUGCAUCCCCUGAUGCUCGGAAAUGACUGAACCAUGAGGUCAUUGCAGCCAGUAUCUGGACUCAACUGUAACAGACAACCUUGUGUUUUUCCCUCGAUCUCAUUAUAAACAAUACUACUGCACAGAUUCUACAACUUAGGAAGACAGCAGUGGUGGCAUUUAGCUAGUUAUAAGCAAAUAGAAAUAUGUAAAGAAGAAUUAUGAUUAAAUGUAUGCAUUUUUAAUUAUAGUAGUAGAUAAUUUUCCUGUAUUGAUUCAAGUAAGUAACUUCUAUUAACCUAGUAUCCACUGUACUGUAAUUCAUAAUGUCACAUAAUAUAAUGCUCUCCAGUAUUGAUUAAUGAUGUAAACAGUACAAAGCUGGCAUUUAUAAUAGUUUUGUAUCCUAGAAAUACAUUGAACUUCAUAAUCAUCAGUUAAUUUUUAAAGCAUACAAAAUUGAAAAUUCUGACUGAAAUCAUCUUAUAAACUCAGAGAGAAAACAAGGCCAUCUUUAUUACUACUUAAAUACUUAUUAAUAGCUUGAAUACUGUUCUGUUUUUUAACAAUCCCACUUAUUGCCUUUUAAAUGAACUCUACUGUAGUUAUUCAUAUGAGAUCAGCAAGUAUUUAUCAAACACCUACUAUGUGUCCAGCAUUACAUAGUUCUGUGGGGAAGUACAAAGUUGAAGUGUGGUCUUUGCUUUUGAAGGUAUCUUCGUUAGGAAAUAAGCAGUAUUAUUUUUACUUGUAAGCAAGCAUAAGCAAAAAAGAGCCCAUUUAUUUAAAAAAGCAUUAACUUCAUUUGUCUCAGUUGAGAUAUACUAUGCUAUAUAGAAGUGGAAGUAAAUUUUUUUAAUUUUUAAAAUUUAAAAAACGUUUCAGAAAUUAACAAUUUAAUGUUGGCAGUAGAGGGUCAUGGUUUUGUAUGAAAGAGAGCAGAUGACUUGGAUUUUUGUCCAGGUUCUGCCAUUUUUAUAUCAGCUGUGUGACCUUGAGUAAGUCACUUGUUCUUUCUACAUCUUAGUUUUCUCAUUUGUUAGUUUGGAUAAAAAUGCAGUUAACAAAUACAUGGGAAAGUGUUUCUUAAUCUAUUAACACUUCAUACUUGCAGUUAAUUUUUCAUUAUUUAAGUUGCCACUGAUAAUGCACAUUUUUAUGCAUUUAAAAUUUAAACUGUUAUUACUCAUAAAAUUUGUUUUAUGUCAAAUCUGUACCCUGAGCAUGCUACCUAAAAAACCUGAAGACUCUCUAACAAGGUGCUGAAUUAAAAUUAAAAUUAGUGCUUGA